AUGGAGAGGGGAUGGAGAGGGAACGAAGAGGGGAUGGAGAGGGGAGGGAAGGGGUUUCAAGGAAUAGGAAGGAGGUGGUUUGGUGGUAGGAGAGGAGAGGAGAGGGGAGGGGAGGGGAGGGGAGGGGAGGGGAGGGGAGGGGGAAAAUGGAGAGAAGAGGGGGUGGGAGGAGAUGAGGAAGAGGAGAGGGUGGGAGGAGAUGAGGAAGAGGAGAGGGUGGGAGGAGAUGAGGAAGAGGAGAGGGUGGGAGGAGAUGAGGAAGAGGAGAGGGUGGGAGGAGCUGAGGAAGAGGAGAGGGUGGGAGGAGAUGAGGAAGAGGAGAGGGUGGGAGGAGAUGAGGAAGAGGAGAGGGUGGGAGGAGAUGAGGAAGAGGAGAGGGUGGGAGGAGAUGAGGAAGAGGAGAGGGUGGGAGGAGAUGAGGAAGAGGAGAGGGUGGGAGGAGAUGAGGAAGAGGAGAGGGUGGGAGGAGAUGAGGAAGAGGAGAGGGUGGGAGGAGAUGAGGAAGAGGAGGGGGUGGGAGGAGAUGAGGAAGAGGAGAGGGUGGGAGGAGAUGAAGAAGAGGAGAGGGUGGGAGGAGAUGAGGAAGAGGAGAGGGUGGGAGGAGAUGAGGAAGAGGAGAGGGUGGGAGGAGCUGAGGAAGAGGAGAGGGUGGGAGGAGAUGAGGAAGAGGAGAGGGUGGGAGGAUAUGAGGAAGAGGAGAGGAUGCGAGGAGAUGAGGAAGAGGAGAGGGUGGGAGGAGAUGAGGAAGAGGAGAGGGUGGGAGGAGAUGAGGAAGAGGAGAGGGUGGGAGGAGAUGAGGAAGAGGAGGGGGUGGGAGGAGAUGAGGAAGAGGAGAGGGUGGGAGGAGAUGAGGAAGAGGAGAGGGUGGGAGGAGAUGAGGAAGAGGAGAGGGUGGGAGGAGAUGAGGAAGAGGAGAGGGUGGGAGGAGAUGAGGAAGAGGAGAGGGUGGGAGGAGAUGAGGAAGAGGAGAGGGUGGGAGGAGCUGAGGAAGAGGAGAGGGUGGGAGGAGAUGAGGAAGAGGAGAGGGUGGGAGGAGAUGAGGAAGAGGAGAGGGUGGGAGGAGAUGAGGAAGAGGAGAGGGUGGGAGGAGAUGAGGAAGAGGAGAGGGUGGGAGGAGAUGAGGAAGAGGAGAGGGUGGGAGGAGAUGAGGAAGAGGAGAGGGUGGGAGGAGAUGAGGAAGAGGAGAGGGUGGGAGGAGAUGAGGAAGAGGAGGGGGUGGGAGGAGAUGAGGAAGAGGAGAGGGUGGGAGGAGAUGAGGAAGAGGAGAGGGUGGGAGGAGAUGAGGAAGAGGAGAGGGUGGGAGGAGAUGAGGAAGAGGAGGGGGUGGGAGGAGAUGAGGAAGAGGAGAGGGUGGGAGGAGAUGAGGAAGAGGAGAGGGUGGGAGGAGAUGAGGAAGAGGAGAGGGUGGGAGGAGAUGAGGAAGAGGAGAGGGUGGGAGGAGAUGAGGAAGAGGAGAGGGUGGGAGGAGAUGAGGAAGAGGAGAGGGUGGGAGGAGAUGAGGAAGAGGAGAGGGUGGGAGGAGAUGAGGAAGAGGAGAGGGUGGGAGGAGAUGAGGAAGAGGAGAGGGUGGGAGGAGAUGAGGAAGAGGAGAGGGUGGGAGGAGAUGAGGAAGAGGAGAGGGUGGGAGGAGAUGAGGAAGAGGAGAGGGUGGGAGGAGAUGAGGAAGAGGAGAGGGUGGGAGGAGAUGAGGAAGAGGAGAGGGUGGGAGGAGAUGAGGAAGAGGAGAGGGUGGGAGGAGAUGAGGAAGAGGAGAGGGUGGGAGGAGAUGAGGAAGAGGAGAGGGUGGGAGGAGAUGAGGAAGAGGAGGGGGUGGGAGGAGAUGAGGAAGAGGAGAGGGUGGGAGGAGAUGAGGAAGAGGAGAGGGUGGGAGGAGAUGAGGAAGAGGAGAGGGUGGGAGGAGAUGAGGAAGAGGAGGGGGUGGGAGGAGAUGAGGAAGAGGAGAGGGUGGGAGGAGAUGAGGAAGAGGAGAGGGUGGGAGGAGAUGAGGAAGAGGAGAGGGUGGGAGGAGAUGAGGAAGAGGAGAGGGUGGGAGGAGAUGAGGAAGAGGAGAGGGUGGGAGGAGAUGAGGAAGAGGAGAGGGUGGGAGGAGAUGAGGAAGAGGAGAGGGUGGGAGGAGAUGAGGAAGAGGAGAGGGUGGGAGGAGAUGAGGAAGAGGAGAGGGUGGGAGGAGAUGAGGAAGAGGAGGGGGUGGGAGGAGAUGAGGAAGAGGAGAGGGUGGGAGGAGAUGAGGAAGAGGAGAGGGUGGGAGGAGAUGAGGAAGAGGAGAGGGUGGGAGGAGAUGAGGAAGAUGAGAGGCUCUCUCCCGCCGCAAACGAUAUGUGCGGACCGCACCUCCCCUCUCUGUACCUGGAUGGGCUUGAUGCCUUUCUGCUGGAGUUUAUCAGCCCGCCACGCCACUGCCAGGUACCCCAUGCGGUACGGCACUGCAUACACCUUGCCCCUCACCGCCCCCUCCCCGCCCUCCCUGCCGCUGCUGCCGCUGGUUGUGGUGGUGGUGGUGGUGGUGGUGGGCGGGCCAGGGAGAGUUAG
Messenger RNA from Closterium sp. NIES-65, 2529 nucleotides. Lineage: Eukaryota; Viridiplantae; Streptophyta; Zygnematophyceae; Desmidiales; Closteriaceae. The record is from the annotation of a GenBank genome assembly.